AUGCCUCACAAAGACUUGCCCAUUAGACCCUUAGACAAGGCCUUCGACCCCGUGGGACCUGACACCCUCAGCGUGCCCACUCUUGACUUUGCGUCUCUCUUCCGCGAGAAGACUGUCACCGAUGAUUCCCCUCUCACACUAUACCCCGAGGACUUGGGCGUGCCGUGGCACACAUCUCUUCCUUGGGUGAGACAGUCCAAGUUCUGGGCUCAUGCCGAGGCUUCCGGACGGGAUCUGGUGAAUCGCAUUAGUGCAGAUAAGGCCUCGGAGCGAGGCAGUCUGCCUAUGGAGUUGGAGGAUGACCGUCGCAAGUGGAAGAUUGAUGAACUUGUCGAGGAUGCUAUCUCUUGCUGCGCAUAUCUCUAUCCAACAUCAAGUCCUACCAGACUUGCUCUGCUGACUCAAUCAGUUUUGCUUCUAUUUCUCCACGAUGAUGUUAUUGAGCGUGGUGCCACCCAAAAUGAAACAACGGUGGUGGAUGAGUUCCUGACCAUGGCCCCCAAGAACCAACAUCUCAAGCGCUUUUUUGCAGAAGUCUUAGAAACGGAUCCCGUUCUCGGACCUGAUCUGCUCCAGGCCAUCAACAUCUUUGUUCGCGAUGGCCGUGUAAAGUCUCCUUUCAAGCAAGACCACUACCCCACACUUGCCGAUUAUAUGCUCUACCGACGAAAUGACGUUGGCAAGCCAUUUAUGAUAGCAGCUAUUCGCUUUGGUUGCGGCGUACAACAAACAAGAGAGGAACUUGCGCCUUUUGAUGAAAUGACCGACCUUUACGUUCAGCACUCCAUUCUUAUUAACGACCUCUACUCCUACGACAAGGAAGUUCACGAGGUCAAGACCGUUCGCGGCUCAAUAGUUAACGCCGUUCAUGUCAUUGAGAAGCUCCUCAGUGUGCCAGCGCCCCUGGCCAAGACCAUCACCCGCAACAUAACCUGGGAUAUGGAAAAGAACUUCUACGCUAUGUGUGAGAAGUUCAUGCAUGAUACCUCUCUCAACGACCGACAGCGUGUAUAUGUGGUUGCUUUGUUUGACGCGUUGCAUGGUAACAUUUUCCACUCUGCUACUCUGAGCAGAUACGUUCGACAUGGAGAGAGGCCAGUUCUUUGUAAGACAUAG
This is a messenger RNA of Fusarium sp. VM40, 1116 nucleotides long. Lineage: Eukaryota; Fungi; Ascomycota; Sordariomycetes; Hypocreales; Nectriaceae. The record is from the annotation of a GenBank genome assembly.